CUUGGACCCAGCGAGUUUCCCUCACCAUGCCGGCGCCGGAUGCCUGGGCCUUGCACGUGGAGUUGGCGCAGCAGGGCCUGGAGGAGGUCCCGGCCGAGGGCCCGGCGUUGCUGGAGAUCCUGCCUGAGCCUCUGGCGCUGCUCAGGUUGAGCCGUGGCGUGCCCGAGUGCGUGCGACAGGCAGCGCGCAAUGGGGACGUGUGCACCGUGGUGCAGGAGCCCGGCGCGGCGACCGCCUGGGUGCCGCAAAAGGUGCUGGGGGAUUUGGCGCGGGCCAAGGCGGAGGGCGCGGACCCGAGGCCCGGGGCCUGGCGCGCCCUGCGGGCCACGGCCACGGUGAGCGCGGCGAAGGCUGCGCGCAGCGGCGGCGUCGUGGCGCCGCUUUUGGCGCUGAAGGGCCUGGCGCAGGUGAUCUCGGUGGGCGCGGAGGUGCUGCUGGUGCCGCAGGCAGAGCUCGCCAAGGCGGCCAGCCGGCUGCUGCGGGCGGGCCACGGCCUCUGGCCCUCUUCGGCGCUGAUUUCCACGAGCCAGGAGAACGGGACGAGGGACAAGGACGCUGCCAAAGACUUUGCAGGCGCUUGGAGCCUGGUGCAGCGCGAGCAACCUCCGGGCACCACCGUUGCGGAGUUCACCGAAGGCGACGGGCCGCUACGGCUGCAGUCACCCUCCGGACUUUUCAUCGAGCUGGCACUCGGCGAGGACGCCAGCUUUGGCGGCCUCCUGGAGGUGAAAAAGCCCGGCGCCGGCGGAGCGAGCCGGCAGCUGCUGCGGCGAAGAGUAGACUUCCAGCCGCCAGUAGAGAAGGACACGACCCAGGAGGUGACGUUGAGCGCCUCCUCCAUGGAGGUGACCAGCCCUGAGGGCCGGCACCUUUGGGCACGCGUGGGCGGGAGGACGGAGGUUUGCGCGCUGGAGCUGCAGAGCGAGACCGGGCGGAAGGGGGUUGACCGGGAGGGUCUUUGGAUCUUCGCCGGGGGCCGCUUCGCGCGCCUGGUGGGCCCCCGCAGAGGCGAGGGCCUCAUCGCCGGCAGCUGCUGCCGCUCCUUGCGCCAGCUGCGCCAGCUCCGGGGCAAGGCGGUCGACGCCGAGCUGCGCAGGGACUUUGAGGCAACUUCCGGCACUGUGGAGGAGCCAGGCCAGCUGCGCAUCCUGAAGAUGGCGCACAGCCCGAAGAGCGCGAAUACCAUGCUCUAUGACUCCGGCGAUGCCGAGACGGGCACCGUGCGUUGCGGCCCGGACACCGUGGUCUUCGAGCGUGGCGGUCGGAGGGAGACCUGGAAGAUCGUGGACUGGAGCUUCAACCCGUUCGAGCGAUCCCGAUGCGUGUCCCCGGUGCCCUCGGCCGCCUCCAAGGCCACCUCGAUCGCCCCGGACUCGGAAGAGCCGGCGGCCACUUCCCUGGCAGACGAGGACGACGAGGUUGCGGAGCUGGCAGAGGUCGAGGCGGAGGUGGAGGCGGAGGUGGAGGCGGAGGUGGAGGCGGAGGUGGAGGCGGAGGCGGAGCACGAGCUGACGGAUGUUGGCGAAGCAUCCGAAGAGGAGGUCAUCGAGCCCAAGGCCGAAGUCGAGAAGAAGAAAAGAAAAAAGGAAGUGGAAGACGGCGCGGAGGAGGUGAAGAAGAAGAAAAAGAAGAAGAAGAAGGAGAAGGAAGCUAAGAAAGCCAAGGCAAAGGCCAAGGAAGAGGUAGAGGAAGAGGUGGAAGAGGCGGAAGAGGUGGAGGAAGAGGUGGAGGAGGUGGAGGAGGAGCAAGAGGCCAACGGAAAGGCGCACAAGCGCAAGAAGGAGAAGAAGGACAAGAAGGAGAAGAAGGAGAAGAAAGACAAGAAGGCGAAGAAGAAGAAGGCAAAGGAACCUUCAGAAGCAGAGAUUGAGCAAGAGGAGGAGGCUGAGGCAGAAGUCGAGGAGGCUCGGGAAGAGGAGUCGGAGGAGGUGCCGGAGCCUCCCCGCAGGAAGGCGGAGCUGAAGCGGAAGGCCAAAAGCCCCUCAGAGGCUGAGGAGAGGCCGAGCCGCGUCAAGGCGAAGCUGGAAGGCCCGAAGGCGAAGGACCGGCGCGACAAGAAGCCGCGCGAGAAGGAGAAGAAGCGGUGAGGGGUUGAGUUAUCGUUACCGGACCGGGGGCACACCGCCUGGCCUC
Molecule: messenger RNA, 2133 nt
Organism: Effrenium voratum
Lineage: Eukaryota; Dinophyceae; Suessiales; Symbiodiniaceae
Source: the annotation of a GenBank genome assembly